Molecule: messenger RNA, 2938 nt
Organism: Ruditapes philippinarum (Manila clam)
Lineage: Eukaryota; Metazoa; Mollusca; Bivalvia; Venerida; Veneridae
Product: homeobox protein Nkx-2.1-like
Exons: 2
Coding region: 440-1567 (375 amino acids)
Biological process (GO): regulation of transcription by RNA polymerase II; cell differentiation
Cellular component (GO): nucleus
Molecular function (GO): DNA-binding transcription factor activity, RNA polymerase II-specific; RNA polymerase II cis-regulatory region sequence-specific DNA binding
Source: RefSeq, a predicted model, not a curated record
CAUUGACUGUUUCGGACGUGCUUUAAAAAAUUUCAAGUUCUAAUCACAUUUUCUUGAUUAUUAAAAAUUAGCAGUGGAUGAUCUGGUGUCAAAAUUCAAAGUAUUAAUUGCCCUGCGGUGCGGAAGCCUACAGAAGCUUAUAAAUUGUCAUCAUUAUUACUAUUGAAGGAUAAUAAAGCUGCUGGCAGAUAGCGAUUUGUCAACAGACUCCGCCCAUUAUCCGGAGAAGGAGGGAUUUAGCAGAAACAGAUACUUCGAUACCCGUUCUGCGCGUGCGCAUACAUCCUUCGGGUGAUAAUUUGGAGGACUUGAAAAAAUUGCGACAUUUAUAUUCAUGCUGAAGAUGUAGAUUGGUUCUUGGAGUAGCGAGGUACUUAAAACGGAAUAGUGAUAAAGUGACAUUGGAGACGCGUCUUGAGUGUGAAUCAUUAAGGACGUAAUGUCCGUCAGUCCUAAGCAUAGUACACCAUUUUCUGUGACAGAUAUCUUGAACCCCAUUGAGGAGUUACAAAACUUUUCUAACUUUAACUUACCACUACGCAAAACGACGUUCGGGGAGACAGGAAUCCCGGGCCUUGGGGCUUACACUUAUCGCGGCUCGGGUUCUCAGACUGGAGUUGGAAGUAUGAACAGUAUGAGUGCCAUGAGUGUGCCGGUGACAAACCCGUACCACAACUAUGUGCCACCGCUAAGCCAUCACGCACCGAGCUUCACGUCUCAGUAUUGUAACGGUGGGGAUUACUACACCGACCCUAUGAUGAGGAAUGGCACGAACUGGUAUAAUGCCGGAUCUCCCGACCACCGACUCACAAUUUCUCGUCUGAUGAGUGGUCAGAGCUCGUGCGCCAUGUCACCAAUGUCGUCUGGGAUGAACCACAUGAAUACCAUGGGAAUCCCAGGUCUGGAUCAUAAUAAGGCCAUGCAGUUCCCUCUCACGCAGCGCCGGAAGCGUAGGAUUCUUUUCUCCCAGGCUCAGGUGUACGAGCUUGAAAGAAGAUUCAAACAGCAGAAGUAUCUCUCGGCGCCAGAAAGAGAACAUCUAGCCAGCAUGAUCAAUCUAACGCCGACUCAAGUUAAAAUCUGGUUUCAGAACCAUCGUUAUAAGUGCAAGCGUCAACAGAAAGAUAAAGAUAAGUUAGAUUCUAGUGCAAGCUCAAAUGCGAGCGAAAAUUCACCGCAACAAUCUCAGAACUCGCAAAAUUCGCCUAAAAAGGUGGCAGUUCCGGUUUUAGUCAAAGAUGGAAAACCCUGUUCCGGAAACGGAAAUACUGACUCUCAUAAUUCACAACCUGCGCAUGCGCAGGCGCGUGUAAGUUCCUCAUCGCAUAAUCAUACUGGCUCAAGCCCUGUUCAUGUUCAUGGUUCGUCUAGUGCCAAGAUAAACACUGCCCCAUCCAUACAUGGAAACACGAUGUCAUCAGUUACUAAUUCAUCUACGCAUUGUUUCUCAUCUUCAUCGUCAUCGUUGUCAUCACCGACGUCAGGGAUAUAUAACAGCAUAAAUUACCCUACCCCGGCUGUUAUGAAUGGGGGCUCGCCAUACCUACUAAGUGGAAGAACAUGGUGACGUGACAUCGGAGACAUUUACUAAAAAUGUGUUAAAAGGAUUUCAUGGUUUCCGUCACCAUUGAUCAAUGUUUACUCUUCCCAAGUUAAACGCUCGUAAAAGCUGGGCUUUAUGGGUUUGCACAAGCGCAACGUGCUAUAAAAUCCAACCAUAGGGAAGGGUGUAAGUUAUAAACACCACAAAGGACGAAAGUGACAAUUUAUGAAAGUAAUCGAUGCAGUUAUUUGCAUUGAGGGAUGUUUUAAUGUACUAGGUUAGUUUAUUAUCAACAUUUCCUAAACCCGUAUACUCCUCCAAAGGUUUUUCUAUCACAAUGUUCAAGGCAGUUCGAAAAAAUAUGUUUGUUACUUUGUCACUAGUAAAACAUGACCGCUUGUUCAUUUUAAACAACGUUUGGGUGUAAAAUACAAUUUGAUCUUCGUUUUUUGCAAUUAUCAAUUUCAGUAAAAUUAAAGGGUUAAAGCCAGAUUAUUGCAGAACGGCUUUUUUUUGCUUGAAAAUGAUUUACGGAAUGUGUACGGUGACCAGGAAAUAAACAUAUCUUUCACAAUAGCAUUUAUAUCUUUUUUUAGAUGAAUUACUUCAUACAGCUUUAUAUAUUUUAUUCUUUACACAGAAACUAAUUCGUCCAAAUAAGUUCUGCAUUGAAGUUUUAUAUGUAGGCGGUUUUUAUGUAUUUAUUAUUUACUUAUUUUCUAACGAUAAACAGACUUUAUCUCCAUGUUCGUGUAUGUCUAAAGAAAGAUGUGUUCAUUUUUGCAAAUAACACUCAAAACCUAAGAAUUUUGAGCUGAAAAAAAAUCAUUUAAUAACUAGGUUCUUCGAAAUUAAACAGUUAUAUAUGCCAAAAUACAUACAGUUUACGAGGACCAUUUUGUUCAGCAACAAUUGAAGUAGAAUUUUUUUUUCAUCACGAUUUUCAAAUUUGUUAGACUGAAUGUUACUAAGUGAGAACAAAUAUUGUAAAAUGCACGAAGAUUUCGUGUACAUUCCUUAAGUAAUUGAAAAAUGCACGAAAAUUUCGUGUGCAAUCCAUAACUUACAUGUAUUUAAAAUUCACGAAUAUUUCAUUUGAAAUCCAUAAGUUAUUGGGAAAAAAAUGCACGAAGAUUUCGUGUGAAAUUCAUAAGUUAUUGAAAAAUGCACGAAGAUUUCGUGUGUUAUUCGUAAGUUAUUGAAAAAUGCACGAAAAUCUCGUGCAGGAGGACCCUUUUGUCUCUUUACAUUGUACAGCUUACUCCUUGUUGUUCAGACCGUGGAAUAUAUUACUUGUAUUACUUGUUUUUAUGUUCCAGUUUUAUUGUAUAAUUUAUAUGUUUAAGACAUUUAUUGAUAUGAUAUGACAAUCAAUAAAUAAUAUAUUUAAAGAUA